AUGGCAGCGCUUCCCUUGGGCGCAUCGGGAGAUGAUGCUGCUGGCCAGCUCGUCGAGCGGAGCCCGUCGCCGCCGCCCGGCAACCUGGAAGGUGCGGGCCAGGGCAGCCAAUUUUGUUUACACAACUCGUCCUGCAGCCACUUGGACGGGUGCACAUGCGUUCUCGACGACGACCAUUUAGUACGGCAAUUCCGCGACUCAAUCUCAGCAUCGACAUCGCGAUCCUCCCGGUCCUCGACCCUCUCAACUGCAUCCACGAGCCUCACUGCUGCCGACUGCGACUGCACGCAGUCUACCGCCACUGGCCCCUGUUACCGCUCUCAAACCCGUUCGUCUCUCCCCGGCAAGCGGAGCAGGCGGGACAGGGAGCAGCUGCAGGCUGCACGAUUACAGCGGUCAGGACGCGACGGGCCUCCAUUGGGCUCCAAGGACAAGCCUUCAAAACAUUCAAAGGCAAACUGGAGCCGUCGACGGUCAGGAAACACGAGCGGUACGGCAGAUGCCCUCGCCGCCGUUGAGCCUGCGAAUGAACACAGCCUGGUCAAGAUGUCGACUCUCGAGCAGCAAAGGUGGAUUAAUGUCCAGCAAAAGACUUUUACAAAAUGGUUAAAUACAAAGUUAGUAUCAAGAGGCCUCGAGGUCAAGGAUCUUGUCAAGGAUUUCGGUGAUGGUGUCAUGCUUAUCCAUCUCCUGGAAUCACUGUCGAACGAGUCCCUCGGCCGCUAUGCUUCGAAACCAAAACUACGCGUACAAAAGUUUGAGAAUGCCAACCUGGCUCUCGACUUCAUUAAAUGCAGGGGAAUUCAAAUGACAAAUAUUGGCGCCGAGGACAUUGUCGACGGCAAUCGUAAGAUUGUCCUCGGACUCAUAUGGACCCUGAUUCUUCGAUUUACAAUCAGCGACAUCAACGAGGAGGGCAUGUCUGCCAAAGAAGGCCUAUUAUUAUGGUGCCAAAGAAAGACUGCCUGCUAUGACGAGGUUGAAGUGCGAGAUUUCAGCGCAAGCUGGAACGACGGGCUGGCCUUUUGCGCGCUUCUUGAUAUCCAUCGGCCAGACUUGAUCGACUUUGAUUCACUAGACAAGCACGAUCACCGCGGAAACAUGCAGCUUGCCUUUGAUAUUGCCCACGAAGAGAUUGGCAUUCCCCGGCUUUUGGAUGUGGAGGAUGUGUGUGAUGUGCCGAAGCCCGAUGAGCGAAGUUUGAUGACUUACAUUGCAUACUGGUUCCACGCCUUUUCGCAGAUGGAGAAGGUCGAAAAUGCAGGCAGACGAGUCGAAAAAUUUGUCAGCAACAUGCAGGGCGCCUGGGAAAUGCAGACUGCCUACGAGAAGCGAAUGAAGGAGCUCCUUGCGGCCCUGCGCGCCCAAGUCAAGGAAUGGCAACUAGCCCAGUUUGAGGGGACGUAUGCAGAUGCAAAAGCGCAAGCCAAGGACUUUGCUGCCUAUAAAAGGGGGCAAAAGAGAGACUGGGUUGCUGAAAAGAGUGAUCUUGCAACACUCCUCGGAAAUAUCAAGACAAAACUUGGCACCUACCGACUCCGGCCGUACGAUCCACCCGCAGAGUUGAGUUUGGAUGCGCUGGAGCGGGAUUGGGGUACUCUGGCAAAGGCAGAAAUGAGGAGAGCACAACUGAUCAAUGAGACCAUUCGCGAUAUCAAAAACGCUCUUCGAAAGUCAUUUGCAGAUAAAGCUAAUGACUUUGCAAUGGCUCUCAACACGAUGCAACUUGCCAUUUCUGGUCUGGAUGGAGAUAUCGAGGACCAAUGGCACCACGUCAAGAAGCUGAGCGACAACUUGGCCCCCUUGGAUCGCUAUCUGGAAACAAUAGAAGCCGUCGACGCCAAAUGCUACGAGGCCAAUAUUGAGGAAAACGACUUUACAACAUAUACAUAUGAUGAACUAGCAUACGAGCUGGGACUCGUCAAAUCAUCAGUGCAAAAGAAGCUGGCAUUCCUGGAGAACCAGAUGGUGGCCCGAAAUAUGACCAACCUAACGCCUAUCCAGUUGGAGGAGUUUGAAAGUGUCUUUCGCCAUUUUGACAGAGAUGACUCGAAUUCUCUUCAUGAGAUUGAGUUUGGCGCUGCCCUUGCCUCUCUUGGACUGGUAUUUUCUGAGGAAGAGAUGCAUGACUACUUCUUGGAGACGUCUGGCGGGCGCGACGAGGUAACAUUCGAGCAGUUUAUUCGAUUCAUGGUGGACGUCACGGAGGAUCAAAACACUGCAGAGCAAGUGUUCCAGUCAUUCCGUGAAGUGGCCGACGGCAAACCGUACGUGACGGAGAUGGACCUGCGGCAUAGUCUGGUCCCUGACGAGGUCAUUGAUAAACUUGUCGAGAUGAUGCCCCCUCACAAGGGUCCGGACAUGUCGCAAGACCGCGGACAGCCCCAAUUUGAUUACAUUUCAUUCAUGGAGAAGAUGAUCGACGCGGAGGGGACACAGGAUGAUGUGCCCAGUGGAGUUCUACAGGACCGUACUAACCUGGGCGACACAAAUCCGCGCAAGAGUCCCAAAGCAAAUGGGUUCCCUGGGUAA
Metarhizium robertsii ARSEF 23 is the source of this 2532-nucleotide messenger RNA. Its product is annotated as alpha-actinin-3. Lineage: Eukaryota; Fungi; Ascomycota; Sordariomycetes; Hypocreales; Clavicipitaceae. Gene Ontology annotation, cellular component: actin filament bundle; actomyosin contractile ring; cell projection. The coding region runs from base 1 to 2532 and encodes 843 amino acids. The record is from RefSeq and is a predicted model, not a curated record. Gene Ontology annotation, biological process: actin filament bundle assembly; actin cytoskeleton organization. Gene Ontology annotation, molecular function: actin lateral binding; calcium ion binding. The transcript is spliced from 4 exons.